Molecule: messenger RNA, 4754 nt
Organism: Hyalella azteca
Lineage: Eukaryota; Metazoa; Arthropoda; Malacostraca; Amphipoda; Hyalellidae
Gene: mib2
Product: E3 ubiquitin-protein ligase MIB2
Exons: 14
Coding region: 65-3328 (1087 amino acids)
Biological process (GO): protein ubiquitination
Cellular component (GO): cytoplasm
Molecular function (GO): protein binding; ubiquitin-protein transferase activity; zinc ion binding
Source: RefSeq, a predicted model, not a curated record
GUCCUAGGUGAUUACUCAACCUUGCAUUGAAAUAUAGUUACUUGAGUAAACUCUUGGCUCAUGCAUGGCUGAAGUUGGGGUGCGUGUUGUGAGAGGGCCAGAUUGGCAGUGGGGCGACCAGGAUGGGGGUGAAGGAUUUUGUGGGACUGUGGUUGAAGUUGGUCGGCCAGGGUCCUCCUCAACUCCUGACAGAACUGUAGUGGUUCACUGGGACACUGGGGCUCGUACUAACUACAGAGUUGGUUACCAGAGCGCCUACGAUCUGCGAUUGCUGGAUAAUGCUCCUAUUGGAGUGAAACAUGCCAACCACAUCUGUGAUGGCUGUAAGAAGCAAGGUAUUCAUGGCCUGCAGUGGUCCUGCACUCGCUGUUUUGACUUUGACUUGUGCACUGAAUGCUACAUGGCUGAUAAGCACGACACAUCUCAUCCAUUUAAACGAUUGGAUAACUCAAACUGUGCUGGGAUUGAAGUUCCUCCCCGAAAGAACAGCACUAAAGUUCCUUUGCAAGGAAUAUUUGUGGGAGCCAAGGUGAUGCGUGGGCCUGACUGGGACUGGGGAAAUCAAGAUGGAGGUGCAGGGGAGAUUGGCCGUGUAACUGAAAUCCGUGGUUGGGAUGGUGAGAGCAGUAGAUCUGUGGCAAGUGUUGUUUGGGGCUCCUCUGGCGUCAACAACGUAUACAGGCUUGGGCAUAAAGGCAAGGUUGACUUGAAGUGUGAACAGCCUGCAACCAAUGGCUAUAUAUACAUAAAGCACCUGCCUGUGUUAGGCCGCAGCCCUGUGGUACCCCUUUCAGAACCUGCAUCCUCCUCCACUGGUACUGGUGCUAUUUCUCAAGCACCAUUUCUCGUUGGUGAAAGAGUUAAAGUGUGUGUACCUUUAGAGCAACUUAGAGUCAUGCAAGAAGGACAUGGAGGCUGGAACCACAAAAUGGCGGACUAUAUUAAUCAAAUAGGACUAGUGCACCGAAUCACUGAUAAGGGGGAUGUGAGGGUUCAAUAUGAGGGAUGCUGUACCCGCUGGACAAUCCACCCCACCGCCCUGAUGAGGGUAGGCAGCCUUGACGCGAGCGGUCAGCCAGCGCCUGUCGUGCACAGUUACACUCCUGGGGAUCGUGUGACUGUCAUCGCUGAGGAGGAGAAGGUCAAGGUCUUGCAGAAGGGACAUGGAGAGUGGAUUGACUACAUGAAAGCAGCUCUGGGCAAGACUGGGGUGGUAUCAAAAGUUUAUCCUGACGGCGACCUGCGCGUCAACGUAGAAGGCAGCACGUGGACUUUCAGUCCGUUGUGCGUGACGCCCAUUAGCACCGCCACCGUCAAUUACGAUGACCGGCAGCACGGCAGACAAGGCCCUGCUUCCCACCAUGACACUCACCGACACAGCAGCUUGGACGACACGCCCAUCAGUAACACGUCACAUCAAACAAACGGCGCCGCAGCGCUCCCAGACGAUAGCGCCGACCUCAUGAUGACGGCAUCUCAAGCGGGUGCCGCAAACACCAGCACCUUCGUGACACAGCCCAUGACCACAACUCUUGCUAAUAAGAAGCUUGUUGACAAACUUGUUCGGGAAGCUGCUCAGGGUCACUUGUCCAACGUCAAUGCCAUCUUGUCACUCAAUCCUGAAUUGCUCGAGUGUGGGAGCAACGGCAAGACUGCGCUGCAAGUGGCGUGCCACCAAGGCCACCUGCAUGUGGUGCGCCAUCUGCUUGAUAGAGGAGCCAAGCCUGGCACUCAGGACCAGGACGGCGACACGUCCCUGCACUACGCCUCCUUCGGGAACCAAGUGGAGGUACUGGAGUUGCUGCUGUGCCGUGGCUCUGCCAUCAACGCCCUGAACUGCGGCCGCUGCACGGCGCUGCAUGUGGCGGUCAACAAGCAACACCACGCGUGUGUGCUGCUGCUGCUACGUUGCGGGGCUGAUGCUAAUAUUCAGGACUCGUACGGCGACACAGCUCUGCACGACGCCAUUGGUAAGGACAGCCUCGAGAUCGUGGAAGCCCUCACUAACUGGUCUCGCCUGAACCUCACACUACGCAACAACCGAGGCUUCAACGUCCUCCAUCAUGCCGCUCUUAAGGGCAACAACUUUGCGACGGAGAAGCUAGUUUACCGAAGCCGGCAAUUCGUAGACGAGCGCAAGGACGACGGCUUCGCGGCCCUGCACCUGGCGUGCCUGAACGGCCACCGCCACGUGGCAGAGACGCUGCUCACUCUGGGACGCGCUCACCCCAACCUCACCAACAACAAGCGCCAGACGCCGCUGCUGCUGGCCAUAGCUCAGGGACACGUGAGUUUGGUAGAGCUGUUGGUGGUUCACCACAACGCGGACGUGAACCGCGCAGAUGAGGACGGCGAGACGGCGCUGCACCUCACCCUUCACAAACUCAACAACCUGUCCCAAGCUGACGCCAUGGCGCCCCCACGACCUGACGACGUGCACACCACCGUCAUCAACGGCCUCCUGCAGUCCCUCCCCUCGGGCUCGUCAGUCUGGCUUGCCGUUGCGUGUCUCCUCGUACGCAAGGGCGCCAGCAUCUCGGCCCUAAACGCAAGAGGCGUGUCGCCACUGCAAGCUGUCAACGACCUUUCCGUCGUCCAGGCGCUGCAGUGCCACUCCCCUGAGGUGGCUGGCGCGGGCGGUGGCAGUGACACCACAAGACUCGACCUCGACAUGAAGGCGCUCGACCUCGCUGCUGAGAGCAUCAGGUCGACUGUGCUGAUGGAUGCUCAUUGCAACAUCGGAGGAGGCGAGCUUGGAGCAGCAUCGUUCGGUGCUUCUUCGUACGAGAGUCAGCAGCACCCAGUGCCGCCCCACCGCAGCACGUCCCAGCCUGCUAGCCCCGCUAGGUUUAGCAGCACGACGGGCAGUCAGCCUGGAGGCUUUGGAGCGGCAGCCUCCCAGCCUGCGAGUCCAGCCCACUUGGCAUUGGCUGCAGCGAUGAACGACAGUAGCGGGGAACCCUGCACCAUCUGCCUGGAGGCGGCAGUGUGCGUGCGCUUUGAGCCGUGCGGCCACUCGGUGACGUGCGAGGAAUGCGCCGCCCGCGUCAAGAAGUGCCUCAGCUGCCACCAACUGGUCGCCAAGAAAGUUAGGCAUGACGGCUGUGUGCUGAACUUCGGAACAAGCGUGCCGUCCUCGGAGCGCCUGCGGUACCUGGAGAGCAAGAUCGCGGACAUCGAGGAGGCGCACUGCUGCAGCAUCUGCAUGGAGCGACGGCGUGGCGUGGCCUUCCUAUGUGGCCACACGGCAUGUUCUGUGUGCGCUAAGACGCUCUCCACUUGUCAUAUGUGCCGCAUGCCUAUCACUAAUAAAAUCAAUUUAUAUUAAUAACUACAAUACACUAGCACAAACAGGAACAAGAACAAUCUAUGAUUGGUGUAUUUUCUCGAAUCAAGCAUUGUGAUUAUGCUCUUUAAUAACGAACACAAUCAUCCAUAAAUAAUUCAAAAUAAAUCCGCUUUCACCAAUUUCAAGUAGAUAGAAUUACUGUUGGUUGAAGUCCAUUGGGCGAAGGAAGCUUUUAAUUUUUAUUACAAGAAAUUAGCCUUGCGAGGAUAUGAUAGCUCAUUAAAAAAUUCUUAGCAUUAAAUUCCUUGAAAGUCUUGCAUGAUUUAAACUAUUUGGUGCUGCAGCUGCUCGCUCAGCUCAGAACACCAAAUGCCGAUCAAUUUGAAACUUGGAAAUUCUGUUUCUAUGAUUAUCUCUCAAUUACCUUUUAAAACUUUUGAUGCUGAAAAUGCCAUUUUGAAUAUACUUGCCAAUUUUCUUGUGGGUGGGAUAGCCUCCUAAAAAGCGCUUUCCCAUCAAAUGGAUCUUAUUUAUGGCAGCGAUCACUACUGUUAAAAUGUCACGCUGUUGGGUAAACGAAAAACUUCCAUGUGUUCGAUAAGAUCAAAAUCGGGCUUGUUGGUUCUAUAGCCUACUGUCCUUGCUCCCUCUUCCGACCGUCUCACUUAUGUUGAUUCAAAUUCUCCAUCAAAUGUGCGUUGACAUAGGCACUGAGUGUAAGAUUUUAGUUAAACUGAUUAUAUUCGUAUUAAUAACUGUUUUUGUGAAGAUAAAAUUUUUCCCGCUCGAAAUGUCGGUAAAAUGCAAGAGUGUUUCAAGUUAUCAAGGUUCAUUCUUUUAAUGUCUUCUAGGCUGCGUGUUACUCUUGUUCACGCGUGCAACUCGUGUUCACGUAUAAUUCUAUACUUCGUUGUAAAAAACUUUUCUGCGCCUCUUCUUACAAGAAAUUAUUUAGGUAUUUACUCCUCUGGGGGGUGACUUAUUAUUUUCGUUUAAGCGACUCAAUCAUUAAAUUAAGAAUUAUUAUUUUGUAUACUCUACGGUCACCUGGUGACGAUUCCGCACAAAUAUUUGCGCCAAACAAAUCCACUCUUCCGCCUGUCUUCCUGAAGUUCGAACUAUGGUCGUCAUAUGAUACGUCACUGUGAGUAAUUAUGUGGAUUGUCUUGUUGCGCUCUAAUCAGCUCAUAUACUGUAAACUUAUUUCAUUUGCUUGCCGUGAAUUGCUCUAUCUCUGAAAAGAACUGAAAAUUUUAUUUUCGUUUCUGCUCGAAUGCUUUUCUCAUCAUUUUCUUUGGCAACUUCAACGUCUAUUUUUCUAAGUCCCAAGUUAGCACCGGCACAAAUUGUGCUCAAAACGUGUUUUUGUAUAUUUCUUCACAAACUGCUCUAGUAUUCAUAUAAAUAAUUUAUUUGUUAUUAUUAAGCCACAGUAGCACACACACCUCUCCUUGCUCACUUGUAU